AAUGGCGUUUGACAUUUUGUUAAUAAUGUGGAUAGACGAUUUUAUUUGAAUUAUUUUUUAAGUAAAGUAUUAGUAUAAUUAAAUUUCCUAAUAAGUAAAUUUACAAUGCCUGGUACAAAUUUGGUGGUACCUGUUAUACUUUGGGGCAAACAUGCCCCAACACAUUGUAUAUCGUGCGUAUAUUUAUCAAAAGAUCAAAAAACACUUGUUACUGGAUGUUAUGAUGGACAAAUAUGUUUAUGGGAAGUGGAUGCAGAUACGUUACAUAUGACGCCAAGAUGCUUACUAGUUGGACAUUCAGCUCCAAUAUUAUGUUUGUCACAAGCAUCCGAUCUUCCAGAUCAUAAUCAUAUUGUUAGUUCAUCGGAAGCUGGUGAAAUGUGUACAUGGGAUUUAGUUGAUGGAAAAUGUAGGGAACAUGUCAAGUUACCAAAUGUUCAUACAAAUAUUCAGGCAUAUCAUAUGGCAAAUUGUGACGAUGUACGCUUAUUUUGUAAUGGAUAUUAUCCAGAAGUUUUGGUUAUGGAUCCAUUCAGUUUAGAAAUUAUUUUUGCACUGUCAUCGAAAGUAAAUCCAGAUUGGAUAUCUGCGUUACAUGUAUUACGACCAGCCAAACGUAAAGAUGACGUUGUUUUGGCAUUAACAACAACUGGUACUGUUAAAGUAUGGACAUUAUUAGGACACGAAAAUAAACAUUCAGAACCAAUUUAUGAAAAUGAAAGUAAACAAAUUCGUUGUUUAAAUGCGAUCAGUAUGAAUUGUUGUGCGUAUAAUCAACGUACCGUUUUAAUUGUAUGCGCAAAAUAUUGGCAAAUUUAUGAUGCAGGUGAUUUUAGUGUAUUAUGUUCGGUAAUAGCACCACGUGGAGCACGUUGGAUGUCCGGCGAUUUUUUAGCACCAGAUCGAGUUAUUGUUUGGUCUGAUGAGGGGAAAGGUUAUUUGUAUAAGUUACCUGCUAAAAAACUUCGAGGAAAAUCAAUCAAUAGCAGUAUACCAGAAAAUAAAGAUUUUCAUCAGGCAACAAUUGAAGGCGAUAAUCCAUUUUUAUAUUGUUUACUGGCUCAACCGGAUACAAAGCCAUUAUCAUGUCCACCGGCAAUGCGAUUUAUAACAACUAUAAAACAAGGCAAACAAUAUCGUUAUCUAUUACGUGGUGAUAGUGAAGGCACAAUUAUUUUAUGGUCAAUACCAGAAGUACCAAAUACACAAUUAUUACAAAUUCAGCAAGAGAGUAUUGUAAAUAAUACAAAUGAUAGUAAUACAAAUGUGACAGCUGGUUGUAAACCACCAGUUCAAUUAAAAGCAACUUUAAAGACAAGUUUAACAGAAGCAUGGAAGAGUAUGAAUCCAUCACCAGUUGGUAUUUUAGAUCAAUUUGAACAUGCUGCUGAUGAUAAAAGUAUUAAAUUAACUGCCAGCCUAUAUCUACCUCAACAAGCACGUUUAGUUGUUGGUCGCGAAGAUGGUUCAAUUAUUAUUCUACCAGCAACACAAACGGUUAUGCUACAAUUAUUACAUGGCAAACAUCAACAAUAUAGUGAUUGGCCACCACAUCAGCUGUUACAAGGUCACGUGGGUCGUGUUAAUUGUUUAUUAUAUCCUCAUGGAGUACAUCCUCGAUACGAUCGUACUCAUUUAGUAUCUGGUGGUGUGGACUUCGCUGUUUGUCUAUGGGAUUUAUAUAGUGGUGCUCUACUUCAUCGAUUUUGUGUGCAUGCUGGCGAAGUAACUCAAUUACUUGUCCCACCGCAUACUUGUAGUGUUCGAAUACAAAAAUGUAUUUGCAGUGUAGCUUCAGAUCAUUCUGUGUGCCUUCUUGGAUUAGGUGAACGACGCUGUGUUUGUCUUGCUAGUCGUCAUUUAUUUCCCGUCCUAACAAUUAAAUGGCGCCCGUUAGAUGAUUUUCUUAUAAUUGGAUGUUCUGAUGGCACUGUUUAUGUUUGGCAAAUGGACACUGGACAUUUAGAUCGUGUUUUAAACGGAAUUUUGGCGGAAGAAGUUCUAUACGCUUGCGAUGAAACUAGUUCAUCAUCAAAUGCAGUACCUGGAACCGACAUAGGUUUAGCAAAUCCUGCAAUACAUUUCUUUAGAGGUUUACGACAUAGAAAUUUAUCUGCAAUAAGGCACGCAACCCAACGUGGCUUACAUCAGUUACAACAAUUAGGAAUGCAUAAUAAUCAAGAUGGUUCACAUCAACAAAAGAAUCAUAUGUCACCGUUAUCAAUUCAGGGUUUACGUACAAAUCCAAAAGAUCCUGAGAGUCAUAUUAUGUUCUUUGAUGUUGAAGCAUUAAUUGUUGAAUUGUUACGUGAAGAGUACUCAUCUAUGUCACCCGGAAGUCUCGAAGCAGCCGGUUUAAUUUCAGCGUCUGAAUAUAACAAGGUUGCUGCGUUGACACAAUCUGCUAGUCCUGAUGUACAUAAAAAAGUAGCCGAUUUUUUUGGAAAAGUAAAAGAUAAAGCUGGUGAUAUGGAGAGGAUAUUAAAAGAAAAAGAUAGACAUGGUAUUUUAGCUAAAUUAAAAGAAGGUACAGAAAAUGUUCAAACGAAAAUUCAAGCCAAAGUGGAGAGUGCUGGUUUUAAAACUUCAGAUAAUAAUAAAGAUUCAAUUGAUGGAACAUCAAAGAAAUCCACACGAAUGAGUAUUGCUGGUCAAUUAGAAAAUAAUCACACCAUGGAAAUAGCCCAACUACUAUUAUCAUUAUUACAUGCUUGGGGCUUAGAUGCUGAUUUAGAUUUAGUAUGUGAAACAAAAUUAGGUUUGUUACGUCCAAUGGUGCCCGUAUCAUUUGGUGUGUUAUCAAAAGGUGGCUAUAUGUCACUAUUGUUACCAACAUGGCAAAGUCACAUAAUUGGAAAUGAAAAUUUAGAGAAUAUUAGUACAUCAGCUUUAGAGAAAAGUUUACCGCCAGAACUUGUACGACAAGAUCGUUUAACACGUACAUUCUCAUCGAAAGCACAUUGGGAAUUGUCAACAACAAUCACUAGUAAUCAUUUAUUAGCAAUUAUUGCACUUAGUAAUACGUUGAUGUCUAUGAAUAAUGCUACAUUUGUGCCAGAACAAGAGCGUAAUCGAAAACUACAUAGACAAUCUACACGAAGUAGCAACUGGAGCAAAAACGAUGAGGAACAAGAAGACAUCUUUACUCAACAGCAGGCUCAAAUUAAACAAGGCUGGUCAUUAUUAGCCACAUUACAUUGUGUUCUUUUACCCGAUAAGGUUGUAACUGCUGGUGCUAGAAACUUUAAACGUCCUCUAGUUGAAAUGAUGGCCAGAAGAUGGCAACAUCAGUGCCUUGAAGUACGUGAAGCAGCUCAAGCAUUACUACUUGCUGAAUUAGCGCGAUUAGGACCAAAAGGUCGUAAACAAUUAGUUGAUUCUUGGGCACAAUACUUACCAACAUACACCCAAACCGAACCAAUCAGUCAACAAGUCAUACAGCAAACAACACCAGCUGGUGGGAAUAAUGGACAACACAAUGGACAAGCGAAUCAUGUACAUGAACAGACUGAAGAGGAUGAAUACGAAGAAGAGGAAGAAGAACAAAGUGUACGCAAACCAACUAGCCUUGCUGAAUUAAAACGAAAACAAACCACGGCCGUUGUUUUAUUGGGUGUAAUUGGUGCAGAAUUCGGUCAGGAUAUUUGUGGCGAUAAUAACAAACGACGAGCAAGCGAAGCUCACAACACUGAUCGGCGUAAGAGUUCAGUUGUUGAAGGUUUUGGAAUUGGAAAUAGUAAUUUAGCACGACAAACGGCUAUGGCGUUGACACAUUUAUUACUUGCACAACCGAGUAGUAAAUUACCGUUACAUACACCAUUACGGCGUGCAGCUAUUGAUUUAAUUGGUCGUGGUUUUACUGUAUGGGAGCCUUAUUUGGAUGUUAGUAAAGUUCUUUUAGGAUUAUUGGAGAUGUGUUGUGAUGCUGAUCGUUUAGUUCCAAGUAUGACUUAUGGUCUGCCUUUAACACCACAAGCAGAUUCAUGUCGAACGGCACGACAUGCUUUGACACUUAUUGCAACUGCUAGGCCAGCAGCAUUUGUAACGACUAUGGCACGUGAAGUUGCAAGAUAUAAUACAUUAGCGCAAAACGCACAAACAUUAAAUGUGAAUAUUCAAACAUCAGUAUUACAUCGAUCUAAACCCGAAAUUUUACGAUGUGUUGAAUUAUUGAUUGACAAAAUGCAAAAUGAAAUGGCCGAUCUACUUGUUGAGUUAAUGGAUAUUAUAUUGCAUUGUGUCGAUCCGGGACAUUUAAAAGUUAAAGGUUUACAAGAUGUUUUUCCAGCUGUUUGUAGAUUUAACCAAGUAUCACAUUGUCCAGCUACAAGACGAAUAGCAGUUGGUGGGAAUAAUGGAAAUUUAGCCAUAUAUGAAUUACGACAGUCAAAAUGUCAAAUGCUACCAGCUCAUUCAACACCAAUCACAGCCGCUGCAUUUAGUCCUGAUGGAAAGUUUUUAGUUAGUUAUGCAUGCGGUGAAAAUCGUUUAGCUUUUUGGCAAACUAGUACAGGUAUGUUUGGUUUGGGCGCAUCACAAACACGUUGUAUAAAAUCAUACAGUACAGCACCAAUUGCGGAUGUAGCACGAUUAAAUCCAAUGCGUUUAGCACGUCUUAUAUGGAUCAAUAAUCGUACGGUAACAUUAAUGUUAGCCGAUGGAUCCGAAACUAGAUUUAAUGUUUAGUCAAUUUUAUUUUAGCUAAAAU
Molecule: messenger RNA, 4708 nt
Organism: Chrysoperla carnea
Lineage: Eukaryota; Metazoa; Arthropoda; Insecta; Neuroptera; Chrysopidae
Gene: Rbcn-3B
Product: WD repeat-containing protein 7
Exons: 23
Coding region: 106-4686 (1526 amino acids)
Cellular component (GO): cytoplasm
Molecular function (GO): protein binding
Source: RefSeq, a predicted model, not a curated record